Molecule: messenger RNA, 2982 nt
Organism: Hibiscus syriacus
Lineage: Eukaryota; Viridiplantae; Streptophyta; Magnoliopsida; Malvales; Malvaceae
Product: protein EMBRYONIC FLOWER 1-like
Exons: 4
Coding region: 50-2911 (953 amino acids)
Biological process (GO): negative regulation of DNA-templated transcription; shoot system development; negative regulation of flower development
Source: RefSeq, a predicted model, not a curated record
CGAAAUCCAUAUUUCAAAUUAUGCCGGAAUAGAAGUUGUUUCUAGCCUUAUGUGGAAAACACUUGGUUUUGAUGAAAAAGUUGCUUCUCUGCAACUUCGUAAUCCUGAUUUAAAAGAUAAUGAAGUUGCUGGUGUCAAGGUUCCUGAAUCAAAUGUGGAGUGCACGGUUAAGGAUGCCACUGAAACACGUCAAACGGGGAAAUCUGCCUGUGAUCAACAGAUGGAGUUGGUGAGAGGUUCUGGAUCCCAUGGGAUAGCAAGUACGGUUCACAGGGUUCCCAAUGCUAUUAAGAAUCAUACAGAUGAACAUCCUUCAUCAGAAUUAGGUGAUUGUGAUUAUGCAUCAUCUGAAAGUGAUGAGGUAUUGCCUGGAACUGUGUCUGGCAGCUUGCAUCGAAGAAAAAACCAUAAGGUGCGUCUGCUAACUGAACUGUUGGGUACUAACGACGAUGGGAAAACUAAUCUCACGAGUACUGAGGAUUCUCCUUCCAGUACCAUUCCUGAUGCAUCUAUAGGCAUGGAUUCAAUAUCUACUUCCCAAGGUCAUGUCAAUUUCCACGGAAGUGUUACAAGCAGUUUGGCUCGUAGAAAGAAAAGAAAGAUACCACAGGAUGAAGAAUGGGUUCCUGGAGAAUUUAUGUGCUCUCCAAAUAAUGGGCAUAAAAACUUUAAGACCAUCAACAGAGAUGCAGAAAGUGUUGAUGGAAUCACAAGUUCUGAUUCAGAAGGUACAAUUAACAGAAGCAGCUCACAGGCUCCAGCAAAGAGCAAUUUGGUUAAUGCUAAAGUAGAAAAAGGUCCUAUUCUAGGAAAGAAGAAAAGUAAAAAGACCGAGUAUUUUGAUGAAUUGCACCUGUCUCGAGAAAAUUUGCAGAAAGAAAGACAGAAAAAGCCCCCUGGAGAUACCACCAAGAAUGAUGCCUCUGAUAUUGUUUUGUACAAAUCAAAUGAUGUAUCUACAGGCGGUGGGUUAAAUCCCUUUCCUGAAUCUGCCUUGAAGGCAAAGAAAAAAUAUAAUCUAUUGAAGAAAAAGAGCAAGAUGCAUCAAGAUCAUGAUUGUCAAGCUUCUCGAAUUCCUUGGAACAAUGGCAAUGUCAGAGAAGGUCCGAUUUCAAGGAAAGAUGUUGAAACAAGACAAACUGGAAAUUUAGCUGUCCUGCUUGAAGUAACACAGGAUACGUCAGCUACAAAAGGACUGCAAUUUUCUCCUAAUAAUUCCUUGUCUGCUACAAGUUAUGAUGCAAAAUAUAGCACUCCAAUCAGAGAUGGACAAGGGCAUGUUCUCAGUGAAUACGAUACUGGGGGGAAAGAUCUAAACAUGAAUUAUGUUUCUCAAGCUGAUCCCAACGUUUGGAAGGGAAUGCAUGUUGAUCUCAACAGUAAUCAUACCGCGUACAAAAUACCGUUCCUGAAUGAGAUGCAGAAGGACAUAUCUCCCGCUGAAGUUGGGAGUUCUUCGAUUCAGCUAAUGGAUUUCAAUGGUACAAGCAACAACGGGAGAACUGUGAAGUUUCGGGACCAUGCGACAGUUGCUAGGGAACAUUAUGAUAAACGUGUUGAAAUGGCGUCUGAGCAAGAAGCUGCAGAUGACAUAAUGGAAAUUGUUGAACUCAUGGCAAAGAAUCAGUAUGAAAGGUGUCUUCCUGAUACUGAAAUUGAUAAACAGCUACCAGAAAUAAGUAAUGCCAAAAAUCAUCUGAUGGUGGAUCUUAAUAAAGCAUAUGGAAAUGAAGAGAUGGACUUGUUUCAAGAGACCAUCAAGCAAAACACUGCUCAAAAUUGCCAGUGGAUUGGAAACAUGGUUGGGCAGAAGUCCUCUCAUGCUAAUGUGCGGGCAUCGGGAAUUUGUAAAACCAGCCAGGGUGCUCCACAGCAGAAUAAGGAAGCAGCUCACCUAUGGCUAUCCAUGAUGCCGAAUAGCAUGCCCUAUAUUCCCAGCGUCCCUCACAAGUGUGCAGAUCAGUUGCCAAAGUUAGACAUGCUUAGACAUUGCCCCAGCAAUCUACCUAAGGGAAAUAUGAGUCAAAAUGAUGACCGGGACUUCUUGAAUUUGGAUUCAAACUAUGAGAAGCCUCGUAGAAAGUUUGAUUCUGAAGCCCUUAGAAGGACACAUGCAGACUACCCAUUUACUUGCAAACAUAAUGGGACGGGGUUGUUAGACCUGUAUUCUAAUGAAACCAUACCCGCCAUGCAUUUACUCAGCCUUAUGGAUGCAGGGUUACAGUCGGGGGCACCUGUUGACGGGAACCAAAGAGUCGUUAAGAAAACUUCGUUUCUUUCUGGGGGAUACAGAACCACUUCAAUGAAGCAUCCAUCAUUUGAUUGCUACGGUAAAAGCCACCUACCUGAGAGUUUUUGCGAGUGUAUGUCAGUUACUGAAGCAGAUGGUCCUUCUACUUCAUUCCAGGAUGAUAAAAGUUUCAAGGGACCUGAAUUUACUGGUCAUUUUUCACUGAAUUCUAGAGAAAAAGAGAAGAAAAAGUGCUCAGACUCUCAAAGGCAGAAUAAAAACCACAAAUCUAACAGAUCUGUAUCUUCAAAUAGUGGCUUAAAUACAACUUGUGGAUCUAUUCCUGUUCAUAGUAUGCCGAAAUUGGCACUUGGAACUUCAGAAUUUAUGAUGUUUCCCGGGAAGCUUCAUGUAAUGGAGAGUGCAACAAAACAUAAGCAGAAGACCCGUACUUCGAGUGGUACCCUUUUCCAUCCAAAAAGUGGUUCAGAGAAUGAUAUAUGUGGCAUUAAUAGAAACCCUGCUGAUUUUACUAUACCUGGAGCUGGAAAUAUGUACAUGAUCGAUGGUGAAGACCUGAAAUUUGGAAGGGAAAAAGCUCCGUCGUCUGGCUUGGUAAAAUUGAUUGGGCACAAAUGUCAGAGGAAGCUUACGGUUAGAAAGGAGCAUUCACGAAAUUGAACUUCGUGAUUCUUUUAUCUGUAUAUUUUCUGGCAAAACCGGAAUCGCCUUCUUUGAUACCUCAAAACAAA